GGAAGGCGGAGCCGGGAGAGCGGAGCAGGUGGGGCGGGCCGGGCCAGGCCGUGGAGGAGCCGCGCGGUGUCCCCGCGUAGGUCCCCAGGCAGUCUCCAGCUGUAGACUCCUCCCACUGCCUGCAGGAUGGCGAGAUGGCUGCCACGCUCUACCGACCUGACCCGCUUCUGCCAGAAACUCAACCGGGUGAAGACCUUAGAGGACGACAUGAUGGAAACAUCCUUCAACAGAUGCCUUUCCACCGUCGACUUGACACUUCUGGGCGUUGGGGGCAUGGUGGGCUCUGGGCUCUACGUCCUCACAGGUACUGUGGCCAAAGAGAUUGCCGGCCCAGCCGUCAUUGUCUCCUUCAUCAUUGCCGGCUUUGCCUCGCUCCUGGCUGCUCUCUGCUAUGCUGAGUUUGGAGCCCGAGUACCAAAAACGGGCUCUGCUUAUAUGUUCACCUACGUGUCUGUGGGUGAGAUCUGGGCCUUCCUCAUCGGUUGGAAUGUGCUUCUGGAGUACAUGAUUGGGGGAGCCGCAGUGGCCAGGGCCUGGAGCGGCUACCUGGACUCUAUCUUCAAUCACAAGAUAAAAAACUUCACUGAGACCCACGUGGGCACCUGGCAGGUGCCAUUCCUGGCUCACUACCCCGACUUUCUGGCUGCAGCCAUCCUGCUGGUAGCCACUGCCUUCAUCUCCUUUGGGGCUAAAGUGUCUUCCUGGCUCAACCAUGUCUUCUCGGCCAUCAGUAUGGGUGUCAUCCUCUUCAUUCUCAUCAUGGGCUUCAUCCUCGCACAGCCCAAGAACUGGAGUACCCAGGAGGGUGGCUUUGCCCCAUUUGGGCUGUCAGGUAUCAUGGCAGGCACAGCCACCUGCUUCUAUGCCUUUGUUGGCUUUGAUGUGAUUGCUGCCUCCAGUGAAGAAGCCAGGAACCCACAGCGGGCUGUCCCCAGGGCCAUUGCUUUCUCCUUGGGGCUGGCCACUGGGGCCUACAUCCUCGUGUCGAUGGUGCUGACACUGAUGGUGCCCUGGCACACACUAGACCCCGACUCUGCCCUGGCAGAUGCAUUUUACAGGAGGGGCUACUCCUGGGCAGGGUUCCUGGUGGCUGCUGGUUCCAUCUGUGCAAUGAACACGGUCCUGCUGAGCAACCUCUUCUCCCUGCCACGUAUCGUCUAUGCCAUGGCCGAGGAUGGGCUCUUCUUCCAGGUCUUCUCCCGAGUGCAUCCUCGCACACAGGUGCCAGUCAUCGGCAUUGUGGUCUUUGGGCUGCUGAUGGCCUUGUUGGCCCUUGUCUUUGACCUGGAGGCCCUGGUGCAGUUCCUGUCCAUCGGCACGCUGCUGGCCUACACCUUUGUGGCUGCCAGCAUCAUCAUCCUGCGCUUCCAGCAGCAGAAGGUGGAACCCCGUGCACCGGCAGCCGGUUGCCGACCCAGCCCUGAGCCCCAUGAGGGUUCAUCUACCAGCGAGCUGAAGGAGUACGAGUCCUUCUCUGACAAGCUCCAGCUGGUGGACAGGGACAAAAGCAAAGAGCACCGGGAGCCAGGGCAGCUGAAGGCAGCUUUUGAGCCCUACCUGGAGUUCCUCAGCGACUUCUACCCAGGCGAGGUGGUCACAGUAGCCGUGGUGACCCUGAUGGUGUCUGCCAUCUGCCUCUGCUCCAUCUUGGCGUUUGGCAACACCCACCUCCACCUGCCCACCUGGAGCUACUCCCUGUUGUUGGUCCUCUUCAGCCUGGGCUUCCUCCUCAGCCUCUUCCUUAUCUGGGCACAUGAGCAGCAGCAUGGCACACAGACCUUCCAGAUUCCCCUGGUACCCCUCUCUCCAGCACUGAGCAUCAUCCUCAACAUCUACCUGAUGCUGAAGCUCAGCUACAUGACGUGGCUCCGCUUUGCCAUCUGGCUGCUCUUAGGGCUACUCGUCUACUUUGGUUAUGGCAUCUGGCACAGCAAGGAGAACCUGCGGGAGCUGCGGCCCCAGAGCGUCAGUGCCCGCUACGUGGUGUUCCCCAGCAGCAGCCUGGAGGAGCGGGUGCAGGCGGUGCAGCCCAGCUCCCAGCCUGACCCCGGCCCACCCGACACCGACACUAACGACUGCAAGAGAUGACACU
This is a messenger RNA of Calypte anna (Anna's hummingbird), 2092 nucleotides long. It is a transcript of the gene SLC7A4, whose product is annotated as solute carrier family 7 member 4. Gene Ontology annotation, molecular function: amino acid transmembrane transporter activity. Gene Ontology annotation, biological process: transmembrane transport; amino acid transport. The record is from RefSeq and is a predicted model, not a curated record. Bases 127 to 2088 code for a protein of 653 amino acids. The transcript is spliced from 5 exons. NCBI's taxonomy places the organism in Eukaryota, Metazoa, Chordata, Aves, Apodiformes, Trochilidae. Gene Ontology annotation, cellular component: plasma membrane.